Andrographis paniculata is the source of this 5383-nucleotide messenger RNA. RefSeq lists its product as uncharacterized. Lineage: Eukaryota; Viridiplantae; Streptophyta; Magnoliopsida; Lamiales; Acanthaceae. The record is from RefSeq and is a predicted model, not a curated record. The coding region runs from base 2226 to 5255 and encodes 1009 amino acids. Gene Ontology annotation, biological process: meristem maintenance; meristem development. The transcript is spliced from 6 exons.
GUGUAAAUAAAAGAAACGGGAAGAACGGACGGACAGAGAAGAUUUCGGGUUUGUUUGAUUGAGUUUUUGUUGGAACCAAGUCCUAAAUCCUCUUUGACAUUUUUUGGUGUAAUGAAGCUAUUUGUCGCCAACAAGAGGAUGAAAGUCGUCGGCUUAGGAUUCCCACAAGUACUCCAAAAAGUCUUACCGACAAGGCCAGCGAGUUAAAGGCGUGCUCGUGGCCCUUUAGGUAUAUAUAUUAGAUUUAAGCUAAAAACUAGGAAUCAAACUUUCUGAAAUUUAGGUUUAGUUCUUCCAACUAACUCCAUAUUCUUACGUAGUUAUAUUUGUGGCUUCUGCUUCUAGUGGUUUCCCCCAUGUCUCAUACUCUUUAAUUGCAUUUGAUUUCACCAAUCUUCCUUUCGUGGCUGAAAGACCUCGGCGUCACGAGGCUUGGUUGGUUUGAAUGUCUGGAAGGCUUUACAUUCGGGAGGCUCUGGCUGUCUACGAGGUCCUGAGCCUUGCUUGAGUCUCUUCCUAUUUUUCCAUUCUAACUAGGCCUCUUUCUCAUUGAGGUUAUUUUGGGCCAUGUCCAACAAUGUCCUCUUCAAAAGAGUUGAGUGUACGCUUAUAUCUUUUUUUAUCAUUCUUUGUUUUCAUCAUCGCAAGUACUAUUUCUUUAAUGGAUUUUUCUUCCCGGACCAUGGACCCUCAAGGAGUCCUCACAGAGUCCGCCAGUCGCCCGUCCACCGACGGUGAAGAGUAUUUCUUACUCCCAUUGGCCGGCUUUGACGCCGAACUUGAGAAAAUCCGCAAGGCUUCGGUCGGGGAAGGAACCCAUUACUAAUCUCAUGUCCGACCUUUGCUCUGGAUUAAAACCUUUUGUUUCCUUAAAAUACACAAAAAGUAUCACAAAAUAUAGCAAAAUAAAUCAUUUAGACUUGUUGAUGUAAUUUUUCAACAAAAAUAAAGUAAAAUUCAAAGAUAUAGAAAAUAUCCUUAAACUUGAUUAAUUAGUGCCUGAGAUUAGGAAUCUCUAAACACUGUAUGGUACAGAAAAUAAACUGGAAAAUAAAAGACUGAAAUUUAAAGUGGUGAUCCCCAAAUCUGACUUUGCUUUGUUGAAGUUGAUUGAAGAUACCUUGCCAAAUGAUGAUUCAAACCUUUAAAUAUUCUCUGGGAAACCGCACCGAAAACCGUCACCCGAACGGUUACAACGUCUCCUUCCCAACCGUCUUCCAACCCCUCUCCUGCUGACACGCGUCCUCAGCAGACCAAAAUUAUCCCUAUAUUUCACUCUUUAAGCCGACCACAGACCUUCCGCCCUUUAGGCCCGACUGCCAAUCUACAAUAGUAUGGGUCCGACCGCCAAUCCUCCCGACUUGCGAACCAACUGGCCUGAGGUCUUCCCGCCUUGAGGACUUCCCGACCUGAAAACCUUCCGACUUGAGGUCUUUCCGCCUUGAGGACUUCCCGACCUGAAAACCUUCCGACUUGAGGUCCUUCCGUCUUGAGGACCUCCCGACCUGAAAACCUUCCGACUUGAGGUUUUUCCGCCUUGAGGACUUCCCGACCUGAAAACCUUCCGACUUGAGGUCUUUCCGUCUUGAGGACUUCCCGACCUGAAAACCUUCCGACUUGAGGUCUUUCCGCCUUGAGGUCUUCCCGACCUGAAGUCCUUCCGUCCUAAUGACUUUCCGUCUUGAGGACCUACCGACCUGAAGACCUUCCGACCUGAGGUCCUUCCGUCUUGAGGACUUCCCGACCUGAAAACCUUCCGACUUGAGGUCUUUCCGCCUUGAGGUCUUCCCGACCUGAAGUCCUUCCGUCCUAAUGACUUUCCGUCUUGAGGACCUACCGACCUGAGGUCCUUCCGUCCUAAUGACUUUCCGUCUUGAGGACCUACCGACCUGAAGACCUUCCGACCUGAGGACUUUCCUUAGUAAUAAACCUAUUUUCCUUGAUUUCCUCAUGGUACCCUUCAAUCAGUUCAAUCAACUCUAUUGCCAGGCCCAUUCUUCUUUUUACCUUGGGCUUUUAACCUAAUUCUAAAUUUCGUACGUAACAACUUGCCCGCCGCCAAGGGACUUUCAAACGCCAUUUAACAAUCAAUGUUUGGAAGUUCAUAAAUCACCACCCUCUUGAAAAACUCCCUUAGCAACUGCACCAGUUACUGCAACACUCCUGAUUAACUUCCUUCUCCGCAAUACAAGCUUUUGUGAAUCACAAUCCCAAACACUCUAACCAUGGCGAAUCAAUACAUUCCUGCCCUUCCCUUCGACGGAACCCUCCCGGAGGGCCCAUUUUCAGCCUCAAAAGUACUGACUCCGACGAUCCGUCCAUAUUGCACUACUCCUGAAGAUUUAAACCGGAUGAGGGAAGUCUUGGAAUCCCGAAAUUCCUUGGCUAUCAACAGCCCUAACUACCAAGCAGUUCGCAUUCGAGACAGCAUCAAAACCCAUCUCACAGACCCAAAAGAUCCUUACCGUGCUUGGUAUCGACGGGUAGCAGAACACUUCCAGACCCAAUGGCGUUCCCAAAAGAUCGACCAAGCAAUACUACUGUCCACCAUGCCUAUCAACCUGCAUGAGAAGGUGUUGUUGGCCAUGUCUGCCUUCUGGAAUGCGGAAAAUGGGACUUUCCUCUUCCCAUCAGGCCCCUUUGGCCCAACUCUUAUGGACGUUGCAAUGAUCGCACAUCUCCCAGUUGUGGGUGAAGACCCUGUAAUGGGUGCCCUAGAUGGGCAGGAGCCAUCAGAAAACCAUCCAGGGUGGUCUUUACAAGGUGUGAAGGAAUGGGGUUGGACAAAGUUCGCAACCGACCAGCAAGGGGCUCCAGGGACCCCUGUAACCGACCGGGAGCAUACUGCCUUUAUCCUUUUUUGGCUUUGUAGGUACGUCAUUGUUUCCCCUUCCAAAUGUGUUCUUCCUUCUCAUCUCGACCUAGCCAUUCAUAUCGCGUCAGGUCGUUUUUUCUCUCUUGGCACCCUGUUUUUAGCCAAUCUGUUUGAAGGACUCACUAGAGUUAGCCUUCGCUUAACAGAUAAUGAUAAUAGGAAAUUAGACACUGCCGCGUCGGGUCCUUUUUGGUUUUUAGAACUUUGGUUCCGGCUCUAUUUCCCCAACGCGUUUAACUUAGGAUCUCCGCCCACUAUGCCAACAGCUGAAAAACAUUUGGGACUAGCCCUUAACCGACUCUGCUCGGGACGCAAUAACCUCCAAUCUUCCGAUCCAAUAAUAAUUGCAGUUUUAACAGAUACCCGCAGUAAUUCUCGAUUUUCUAUGUAUAAAAAAUAUGCGGGCUAUGCUCCCGACCAUUUUUGGCCUUUUCCAGUACCAAAUCCGCUUCCGACUCCUGAGCCUUGUCCUCAUUCCACUUAUCCUUUUGCCUGGGACGUUGCCCUCAAACCCAGGUCUCUUUUUAGUAGCAAAAAACUUGAUAAAAAAGGGCAGAAAACCUUUUACACUUUUAAUUAUGAACCUCAAUUCAUGGCGCGCCAGUUCGGCUGUUGCCAAGGUAUCCCUGGACCCGUCGCUUGUCCUCAUAUAAUUUUUCAAAGUCCCGACCGACGAGUCCUACCAAAUUCAAUCCCUUCUUAUAUCUCCCAGCUCACCACGUAUAUAAUUUCCAAUUCGUAUAUUCCUUUCCGCUCCAACCCUGAGACUGUAGAUACUUUCACUGAAUGGUGGUCGGUUAUAUGGCCCCUGAUUUCCCCUGAUGAGGGUCGAUUGCUGAACAUACUCCUUCCACCCCAAGGAUUGGUUCUAGGGGCGGCUAGACAUACUAGCACCCAGCCACAAACAGCCGCCCCGGGGACCGGAUCUAGUGUUCCAAAACGAAAAAGGAAAGCUUCCCAGCUGCAAACACCCCCGACCUCUGGGGCCGACCAGCAAGCUCAAGCGGAUCUAGGAACUACUAGGACGUCAGCAAGGACCCGACCCCGACUAGCACCGACCACACAACCGACGCCAACCCCAGCCGACCAACCUUUGGUCCCGACUGAAGCAGUUCCUCUCCAAACCCCUACUCCACUUCUCACUUUGCCAAUGAGCAGUCAGGCGGAGGACCCGACGAGGAGGCAAACUCUUCCUCCCGCACCGAGGAGCGGUCGGGCCAGGCACCCGACCAGGAGGCAAUCCUUACCAGUAGCGCCUAUAGAACCUACACCUUCACCCAUCGGAUCAGCAGCAGGGGUCUCUUCUGACAGCGAAGGAACUACUUCCCAAAUGGGUCGACCGCCAUACAUGGCAUCAGACUCAUCCAUUUCGAAGGAAGGACCAACUGCCCUCGCCGAAGCUGACCCUCAAAACGACAUCCUUGAUGUUGCUGAUCCCGAAAUCGGAGGUGCCGCAGAGAUCCCGGCUGCAGUGGCUCUAGAUGCAGCCGCCCAACCUGCAGCCGCCCAACCAGCAGCGGCGCUCCCUCUAGCCAUCGAGUGGCAGGCAGAAGAACCACCUGCGGCAAUCCAACCUCCAGAAAUGGAAGAAAUGUCUUCGUCCGAAUCGGAGACUUCUGUAAAUUUGGGACCCAGGUCGGCACCUCAGCGACCAUUCGCAACAGCCGACGAGUCGGCUGCUAUUAUACCAGCUGUCUGCCCUACUCGACCGACCUCAUUGCUGCACCCCUCACUGACAGCAGUCCGUCCAGAGGGGCCUUCGGACUUAGCUGUCCUGUCGACUGUUCCGGUUCCGGCGGAGGCCCGAACUAUCUUCACCGAGGCCAUGAACCAUCCCUUGUCAGAAUUGAGAUCCGACUUGUUGGACAAACUCAUCCAGACGGUUGGUGGCCUUCUCUUUUACACUCCGACGGAAUCGCCAGCUGUCCCCAUUCUGCAUCGGCUGAUGGAGAGACUUACAGAGCUCAAGACUGAAGUGGUAGUCAUUGGCCUUCUGUCAGCCGAAACCCCCCAGCCCGACUUCGAUCAAACAACGCUGGAGAAUUCUUUGGCUAAGACUCGAGAAUCCCUUCAGCAGACUACUGGAAGACUGGGUGGUCUCCUUAGUACGAAAGCUCUGGUUGAUGAUGCCAUUCAGAAAAAUGAGGCAGAAUUGCGGGAGCUGAGGAAAGAACAGUCUACCCUGGAUACGCAAAUUACCAAUGAACAGCAUCUGCUUGAGAAGUAUACCAAAAAUGAGGCUGAAUUGGAUCAAGAGCUGAAAACCCAAGCCCGAUCCCAAUUCAUCAGAAGAUAUCAGACGGCUGCCAAUAUCAGAAGGCUAUCCAGGGAUGAAAACAAAUGGACACAGAUAAAAACUGCCCUAGGGGCACUGUUGUAAUAUUUCCCCCUUUGUAACAAUACUUGACUUAGUAAUCCAUUUUUUCUUUCUUCUCAAAACAAGGAUCACCUUUCAAUUCCCAACUUUGUAGGAAUCAAAACAAACUCCUUCUUUAAAAGAAUAUUGUU